GUUAUCCGUGAGGCUCACCACACUUAAUUUAUUAGGUGCAGCACACGAGGAACAAAAAUGAUGACCAAAACUCUGGCACUUUGCAUUCUCCAGGCAGUAUUCGCCCAAAUGUACUGUCAAUGUAUCGGGGGUUACAAUGGCUACACGGCGGAGAUAGCCGCGCCUUACGCUGCCCAGUACGCCGCUGCCCCUUGCGCCGCAGAGUGGAGUGUCGGCUACAAUCCCGCUGCCCUCGCCGCUUCUCACGGACCAGGCCUCGCUGUGACCAGCGCCUCUCCAGUCCCACCCACCGGAGUGACUACAGUCUCCGAGACCGCGUUGGCCGGUGAGCUGGCCGUAGCUGGCCAAGUGCCCUUCCUGAGCUCCGUCGGUCUCGAGGGAGUAUUACCUACUGUUGGUGCUGGAGCCAUCACUUAUGGCUGCGGGAACGGCGCUGUCGGUAUCACGAAUGAGGAGGUAGCUCCUUUGGCCCCCGCUGCCUAUGGGUACGCUGCCCCUGGCCUGGAGUAUGCGGCCUCUCCGUAUGCUUACGGGCCGAUUGCCGCAGGUCCGGCUUACGGCUACGGCGCGGGUUACGGCGUCGGCUGCAGCGGGCCCGUCUACUAAUCCUUAAGUACUUGUAAAUAAUGUUUGUUGUACAUUAAUUGUUAUGUCUUUGUUUUAAGUAACAAAUAAACCAAUGAGUGCGAAACUCAAAAUACAAAAGAG
Molecule: messenger RNA, 708 nt
Organism: Aricia agestis (brown argus)
Lineage: Eukaryota; Metazoa; Arthropoda; Insecta; Lepidoptera; Lycaenidae
Product: chorion class B protein PC10-like
Exons: 2
Coding region: 58-606 (182 amino acids)
Biological process (GO): multicellular organism development; chorion-containing eggshell formation
Cellular component (GO): egg chorion
Molecular function (GO): structural constituent of egg chorion
Source: RefSeq, a predicted model, not a curated record